GGUUUAGGAACGUUUGUUUAGCGCAUAAUAAAGGUGUCGACGAGGGUGAGGUGAGGAGUACAGUAUGAAUGUGUGUUGAUUUGCCAUCAUCUUGAUUUGAUUUCUGCCGUAUUUUCGAAGAUUCAUUAUGAGUAAAGUGAACCACUUUAGCCUUAGCUGAAUUGCCUUGAAACAUAAUUGAAAAUCAUAAAUACAAAAAUGGACGAUAAAAUACGACAAAUGGAGGACGAAAUGAGCAGGUUCGAAGCUGAAAUUGGUGGUCCAAUAGUGACACCAAUGAUGCGACCGGUUAUUGGUGCUAAUACAUACAGCCAAGUUGCUAGACAAUUGGAACAGCAUGAUUUACCUGCGCCUGUUGUUGCAGCAGCUGCUGCUAGUUUAGCAUUUCCUCCUAUGAUGGGAUUUCCACCACCACCACCACCACCUCCGCCUCUGCUUAUUCCACCACAAGUGGCACGUCAGAACAGCGUUCCAAUCACUACCUAUUCAUCACCAGCUCAAAUAAGCAAUUCUUACAUACCAAACAUUGGGGAACCGAUAGCAAUAAGUUCAACGCCGAAGACUUAUGAAUCAUCAGCAACACCAAUGAUUCAUCCUGAAAUUAUUGAAAAAAUCAUAAACACAAAAAUACCAGACGAUGAAGGUAAAAAAAAGCCGAAAGUGAAGGGUGUAAGUACAGCAGCAGAAUUGGCUAUUAGUCAAGGGAAAGCCAGUUCGAUAAUGGCCAACGCUAGUGCUGAAGAGCCUCAUCCAAAAGGAAAAGGCAAAAAGAAUAAGAAAAUUAUUAGAAUGGCUGGAGGACAAACAUGGGAGGAUCAGUCUCUACUUGAAUGGGAUGAUGAUGACUUCAGAAUUUUCUGCGGUGAUUUGGGGAAUGAUGUAACGGAUGAAAUGUUAGUGAGAGUGUUUGGAAAAUAUCCCAGUUUUCAAAAAGCUAAAGUCGUUAGAGAUAAACGUACGAACAAAACUAAAGGAUUUGGUUUCGUAUCGUUUAAGGAUCCACAGGAUUUCAUCAAGGCAAUGAAAGAAAUGAAUGGAAGAUACGUUGGCUCGAGACCUAUAAAAUUACGGAAAAGUUCUUGGAAACAGAGAAAUCUUGAAACGGUGCGAAAAAAGGAAAAGGAAAAACAAGCACUUAUUGGAUUGCUAACUGGUCGGUGAGGUGGUGAGGACGCACCACCAUGAAGCAAACAGUAAUCAAUCUUUCAUUCAUGAACAAGUGAAGGGAAGAAAGAAAAAAAUCAUAAAUCUAAGGUGGCAGUUCAAGAAAAGUCAUCUAUUUCCUUUUCUUCAAUUAUGUUUAUUCCGAGAAUUAUAAUGACUGAUGAAUAAAUCGCUGCCAAUUGAAUUAUAUUAUUAUUCGGAUGAUCUUCCUCUUUUUUUCUUUUGUUUUAUGAGAAUUAUCAGCGCGUCAAAAACUAUAAUUUAAAGUGAAUAGUUCUUUUUUAUUCAAUAAAAAUAUGGCAGAAAAGUUACAAGGGGAAGAAGAAGAAGAUGUUAACUUGAUGGGUGUGAGUUUGUAAAAAUAUAAUGUAAUGUAAAAUAUAAUGUUCAUUUUUCGAUACUAUUCCCCA
Messenger RNA from Fopius arisanus, 1574 nucleotides. Its product is annotated as RNA-binding protein 42. Bases 199 to 1161 code for a protein of 320 amino acids. The transcript is spliced from 5 exons. NCBI's taxonomy places the organism in Eukaryota, Metazoa, Arthropoda, Insecta, Hymenoptera, Braconidae. The record is from RefSeq and is a predicted model, not a curated record. Gene Ontology annotation, molecular function: mRNA binding.